GUUUGGUUGACGGUCAGAGUUCCUCGGUCCAGGGUAAAGUUGAAGACGAUAUAAAUUACAUCUAAAUUGGAAGUUUCAGACACCAUCAUAACACGAUGCAAAGACUGCUGCAACUUUUAGGAAUCAUUGGAAUUGCUUUUGUGCAAGUACAAUCCUCGGCAGAAUUCAAUUGCUUAAGGACGAGUGACACUUGUGCAGCUGACACAUGCGAUAGCAACGGAGACUGUGCGUGUGUAUCUCCUAAUGGCAACUAUGACUGUGGAACAGAUACUACAUCCGUUGGCAGUGGUUGUGGUUGUGAAAACACCGGGUCUAUAUGCCUACCAGAUGAUACCACAUGUGUUUGCUCAGAGAAAUUCUACGGACCCAAAUGCCAGUACAAAACAUUGGAUGUGAGUUGUUCAAAUGCUGGGUACCACAUUCUGAACGUCAACGUACCCGGUACCCCAACGUGUUAUGUGAAGGGCUUUGAGAGCACCUGCAGCUUUACCACAACUACACCCACCGGAACACCGGGGGGCUGGACGGGAAACUAUGUGGAAGCAUCCCUUACAGACCCUGCAAACUGUGGACCACCGACAGCAACUACGGACGUCGAUGGAGUAUCCACUAAGUGCUUUACAGUGAUUUGCCGGUAUGAAGCCUUGUAUCUCACAGGGCUCGAUUUUGAGGCCACCUUCUGCUGCGGUGAUGCACAGAAGACGGUUACCACCGAAGCCUUGUCCUUGUCAGAAAAUGGACUGACUCCAACAAACGUUGAUGCAGACCCUCCAGGGGAUGUUGUGACGGUUGUGAUGAAGGACGGUUCUGACGCCCUAAUAAUCAGUGGGUCUGCAGUUGAUAUCGGUUCGACGGUUAAGCUGGAAUUCACACUUGAUUCUGAAUCUGAUUUUGCUGCAAUACGCGUCCUCUCGUGCAAAGCCAAAGAUACCUUUACCAAUGAAGUUGAAUUUAUUACGAACAGUUGUCCCGCAAAGACAUUUGUUAAAGGCACCACGCGUACAGAUGGCAGUCCAGUAACGAUUGAAACAACAGCUAUCAAGUUCACAUCAGGUGUCACCGUCACUUACGAGUGUACAGUUCUUGUCUGCAGACAAAUGACCGAAUGCGCAGCGGUAACGUGUACUGAUGGAACUGACGGUUUCGGGCGUAAGAAGAGAGAAAUAGUUCCCUCGUCUAACUCCACUGAACAAAAAACGCUUGUCACAUUUAUCAGAGUCAACGACCCAUUUGCAGCAUCCGAAGUAAAGAGUGCUGUUCAAGACGCUGUUGCGCGGACUGGUACAAUCAACCUAACAGCCGCAGUGAUUGGCCUGGCUGUCGUUGUCCUCGUCCUCCUUGGAGCCUGUCUUGUCCUUGGCGUUUGUCUCAUCAACAGGCGGGCACCUGUUACAGACACCAAAGGAUAAAAUGUUGGCCUGUGUUUCUCUUGCCAGUUACAAAUAAAAAAUGAUUAAUCACCAUGAUGUCCUAAUGUUGUAGGAUAACUAUUAUUGCAGUUCUUAUAUUUUCAUUUUCGCUUUUGCGUAAAUUGCUAAAAUGACCCCGAGCUAAGGACAUUAUUUUAAAGCUGAACUUUUUCAUAUAUUUUAAUCAUUCGUUCGCUUACUAAGCAUAUGCGAUUAACAUCUAUAUCAUUUAUCUUUGUUACGUAAUGUAAGUUACUCUCUUGUGGCUAGCGUUUUGGUUCUGUGGAUGUACAUGGAAUGUAUAUCAGCCGAAGAAUUUAAUAAAUGUAUGAAAAUGUAA
Molecule: messenger RNA, 1749 nt
Organism: Haliotis rufescens (red abalone)
Lineage: Eukaryota; Metazoa; Mollusca; Gastropoda; Lepetellida; Haliotidae
Product: EGF-like domain-containing protein 2
Exons: 11
Coding region: 96-1409 (437 amino acids)
Source: RefSeq, a predicted model, not a curated record